This is a messenger RNA of Melitaea cinxia (Glanville fritillary), 1529 nucleotides long. RefSeq names its product phenoloxidase-activating factor 2-like. Lineage: Eukaryota; Metazoa; Arthropoda; Insecta; Lepidoptera; Nymphalidae. Gene Ontology annotation, biological process: proteolysis. Gene Ontology annotation, molecular function: serine-type endopeptidase activity. The record is from RefSeq and is a predicted model, not a curated record. The transcript is spliced from 11 exons. Bases 64 to 1383 code for a protein of 439 amino acids.
GAGUAAUAUAAUGUGUCUGUGGCUUGUUUAUGUGUUCUGAUAUUAAUAAAGUUUUGUUUGAAAAUGGUUUUAAGAUAUGUUUUAGCAGUUCUGCUGGUGUGUUUCGUGUUUGACGCGAAAUCUGAUGAUGAAGGCACAUCGCAGUGGGUUAAAAAAGUCAACGAGAAAAGUUCUGAAGAAGAUCUGGAUCUCACACCGACGAACAAUGAAAGAGUCAGUGACACUGCGUGCAGGACUGAUAACAACAAAAUAGGCGACUGUGUACCAUACUACCUCUGCGACCCGGAUACGUACAAUAUUAUCAUAGAUGGAUCAACACUUAUAGAUGUAAGACAAAUGCAGUGCGGUACAUAUCUUUCCGUGUGUUGUGCUCAUGGAAAUACCAUUCCUGAAAUGGAAAAAAACAACAUUACGGCUGGUUCUGCAAAAUUACCAGGACAAACAGCCAUAACUAGUUCUAGACCUCCUAUUUCAUUAGCUACAACAACUGAAUCCUUAACCGAACCGAACGAGGAAAGAAUGUACACUAUUCCUUCCCAAUCAUAUGGUCAAUGUGGAUGGAAUGACCACAACGUAUUCAUCACGGCUAAUAUUUCUUCUACGUUUGCGAAUUACGGCGAAUUUCCAUGGGCCGUCGCUCUUAUUAAGAAACAGAAUAGCACAGUGUGGACACAGGACAGCUACCUGGGUGGGGGGACGCUCAUCCAUCCUUCGGUAGUGCUAACGGUGGCGCAUAAGGUCGAUAAGUUGACUGCUGAGGAGUUAAAGAUCCGUGCAGGGGAGUGGGACACCCAAACAAUGAGGGAGAGAUACCCGUAUCAAGAGAGAGACGUGAAAAAAAUCCUAAUACAUCCUAAAUUCUUUAAAACAUCAUUGUACUAUGACGCGGCGCUCCUGUUCUUGGAAUCUCCUUUCAAUCUCGAGAACGCCCCUCACAUUGCUGUAGCGUGUAUUGGAAGAAGUCUUCCGAAACCAAAUACUGAGUGCUUCAGCAUGGGCUGGGGCCCUGACUUCCUCGAUGACGGAAAAUUUAUAACUAUUUUGAAGAAGAUUUCGUUACCACUGGUCGGUGCUGCUGAUUGCCAGGAGAAGCUGCAGAAGUCGAGGUUGGGGCGGUUUUUCAGACUCCAUAAAUCGCUAACUUGUGCCGGAGGUCAGCCGGAUGUCGAUACUUGUCAAAAGGAUGGAGGGUCCUCAUUAGUUUGCUCCAUCGAUACGAAAGUUAAUGGGACAAGGUACGCGGUGUAUGGUGCAGUGGCGUACGGCAUAGAGUGCGGGAUAGCAGACCGACCCGGAGUGUAUCUCAAUGUGCCCGAAGUAUCUGGGUGGAUAGAUCAACAGAUGAACAGCGAGAAAUAUGGAACGGCUACAUACACUAUUUAGUGGAACUUGCAUCUAAAUACAUGUUUCAAAUUUUCAGCACAAAAAAAAAAAACGAUUCACGAAAGUUCAAAUGAACUUUACGCUUUUGACAAUUCGAAAGACAGAACACUGUCAGCUUAGUAUAAAUAAAUAUUUUUUUAUACCUA